ACAAACAACCAAAAAAUUAAAACACAAACCCAUUCGUGUGCGUGCGACUAAGUUAAAACAUUAAUGGACAUUUCUUCAUCACUUUUACUCUUGUCCUUCUUCCUCUUUGUCAUCAUUAUCUUCAUCUUUAACAAAAUCAAUGGUCUCAGAACAUCCUCAGUCUCAAAGAAGAAACUUACUGAGCAUGUUAGUACUCACAGCUACGGACCAAGGUUCCCACAAGGAAGCUUGGGAUGGCCUAUCCUCGGAGAAACCAUCGAGUUCGUCUCUUCUGCUUACUCUGACCAUCCCGAGAGUUUCAUGGACAAGCGUCGAGUUAUGUAUGGUAGAGUAUUUAAGUCGCAUAUAUUUGGAACGGCCACGAUCGUGUCUACGGACGCAGAAGUUAAUAAAGCAGUUUUACAGAGCGACUCCACGGCAUUUGUGCCAUUCUACCCUAAAACGGUGAGGGAUCUCAUGGGAAAAUCGUCGAUACUUCUGAUAAACGGGAGUUUACACCGGAGGUUCCAUGGAUUAGUCGGUUCGUUCUUAAAGUCACCACCUCUCAAAGCUCAAAUCGUUAGAGACAUGCACAAGUUUUUGUCCGAGUCCAUGGAUCUAUGGUCCGAGGACCAACCUGUUCUCCUCCAGGAUGUCUCCAAGAAUGUUGCAUUCAAAGUACUUGCAAAGGCACUGAUAAGUGUAGAGAAAGGAGAAGAGUUAGAAGAGUUGAAGGAAGAAUUUGAACAAUUCAUCAGAGGACUCAUGUCACUGCCAAUUAACUUGCCUGGAACCCAACUUCAUAGAUCUCUCCAAGCUAAGAAGAAGAUGGUGAAGCAAGUUGAAAAGAUCAUAGGAGACAAAGUCAGGAGAGAAAAAAACAAAGAAGAAGAUGGUGCGGUUGCAAAAGAUGUUGUGGAUGUGCUGCUUAAGGACUCAAGUGAAAAUUUAACUCACAAUUUGAUUGCUAACAAUAUGAUUGACAUGAUGAUUCCUGGCCACGAUUCGGUACCUGUCCUCAUCACUCUGGCUGUCAAAUUUCUAUCCGAUUCUCCUACAGCUCUUCAUUUUCUAACGGAAGAAAACAUGGAGCUGAAAAGUUUGAAGGAGUUGACAGGAGAGCAACUAUAUUGGAAUGACUAUUUGUCUUUACCUUUUACACAAAAGGUCAUUACAGAGACACUGAGAAUGGGAAAUGUUAUAAUUGGAGUGAUGCGAAAAGCGAUGAAAGAUGUUGAAAUAAAAGGGUACGUGAUACCAAAAGGAUGGUGCUUCUUGGCUUAUCUCAGAUCAGUCCAUCUUGAUAAACUUCACUAUGACUCCCCCUACAAAUUCAAUCCGUGGAGAUGGCAAGAAAGGGACAUGAACACGAGUAGUUUCAGUCCUUUUGGAGGUGGCCAGAGGUUGUGUCCUGGUCUUGAUUUGGCCCGUCUUGAAGCUUCAAUUUUCCUUCACCAUCUUGUCACUCGCUUCAGAAGAGAUAAAAGGUGUGGCAAGUGCUCAAGACUUUAGACAAACCGAUGGGUUGCAGAAGAAGAUACAAUUAUAAAUUUUCCUACAGUGCAUAUGAAGAACAAACUACCCAUUUGGAUCAAAAGAAGAUGAUUGUCUUUCAAUAAGUAGAAAAUGGAGAAUCGAUUUUGCAUUAGUUAAGUGUAGAAGGUUAAAGAAGUUACAAGUCACACGAGUGUUUGAAAGUGGGAGUGAGAUGAAAGUGAUAGUGACAGUAAAGACGACAUACAUGAUAGAGUGUAGAGAGAGACAAAAAAGGCAAUCACACGUGUGGCAGGUGACAAACCCGUGUCAACUAUUUGUCGGUUUCCGUCAAAAGACAUAUAACGACAAAAUCUCAAAACCUUUAUGUUUGCUGAAAGGGCUCCACGUGGAUCCCAGCUGCUUAGUUAUUUUGUCGACAUUAGAACUCUCGUUUUUACUAGUACAAACAAAGGUGUAUGAUAUUACUAUGUAUGUUCAUGAUAUAGAAUCCUAAUUAAUUUUCACGACUAUUCCU
Molecule: messenger RNA, 1990 nt
Organism: Brassica oleracea var. oleracea
Lineage: Eukaryota; Viridiplantae; Streptophyta; Magnoliopsida; Brassicales; Brassicaceae
Product: 3-epi-6-deoxocathasterone 23-monooxygenase
Exons: 8
Coding region: 64-1491 (475 amino acids)
Biological process (GO): multicellular organism development; brassinosteroid homeostasis; brassinosteroid biosynthetic process
Molecular function (GO): heme binding; oxidoreductase activity, acting on paired donors, with incorporation or reduction of molecular oxygen, NAD(P)H as one donor, and incorporation of one atom of oxygen; iron ion binding
Source: RefSeq, a predicted model, not a curated record